Messenger RNA from Neogale vison (American mink), 1973 nucleotides. RefSeq names its product SHC adaptor protein 3 (gene SHC3). Lineage: Eukaryota; Metazoa; Chordata; Mammalia; Carnivora; Mustelidae. Gene Ontology annotation, molecular function: receptor tyrosine kinase binding. The record is from RefSeq and is a predicted model, not a curated record. Gene Ontology annotation, biological process: intracellular signal transduction; cell surface receptor protein tyrosine kinase signaling pathway. The coding region runs from base 1 to 1764 and encodes 587 amino acids. Gene Ontology annotation, cellular component: plasma membrane. The transcript is spliced from 12 exons.
AUGCUUCCACGCACCAAGUACAACCGCUUCAGGAAUGACUCGGUGACAUCGGUCGACGACCUUCUGCACAACCUGUCGGUGAGCGGCGGCGGCAAGGUCUCGGCGGCGCGCGCGGCCCCGGCGGCGGCCCCCUACCUGGUGUCCGGAGACGCGCUGCGCCGGGCGCCCGACGAUGGGCCGGGCAGCCUGGGCCACCUGCUCCACAAGGUGUCCCACCUGAAACUCUCCAGCUCGGGCCUCCGCGGGCGCUCGGCGGCCAGGGCGCGGGCGGGCGCGCGGCUCUCGGGCAGCUGCAGCGCGCCCAGCCUGGCCGCCCCGGACGGCAGCGCGCCCCCCGGCCCCGGCGCCCCGGCCAUGCGCGCCGCCAGGAAGGGCCGGCCCGGCGACCAGCCGCCGCCGCGCGCCCCGCACGCCAGCGACCAGGUGCUGGGGGCCGGAGUCACCUACGUCGUCAAGUACUUGGGCUGCAUUGAAGUUCUGCGCUCAAUGAGGUCUCUUGACUUCAGCACAAGAACACAGAUUACCAGGGAAGCCAUCAGCCGUGUGUGUGAAGCUGUCCCUGGCGCCAAAGGAGCCUUCAGGAAGAGAAAGCCUCCCAGUAAAAUGCUGUCCAGCAUCCUGGGCAAGACCAACCUCCAGUUUGCGGGGAUGAGCAUCUCGCUGACUGUAUCGACCGCCAGCCUGAACCUGCGGACGCCCGAUUCCAAACAGAUCAUUGCGAACCACCACAUGCAGUCCAUCUCCUUCGCGUCAGGGGGAGACCCGGACACAACAGACUACGUGGCGUACGUGGCCAAGGACCCCGUUAAUCGCAGAGCAUGUCACAUUCUGGAGUGCUGCGACGGGCUGGCCCAGGAUGUCAUUGGCUCCAUCGGACAGGCCUUCGAACUCCGCUUUAAGCAAUAUUUGCAGUGUCCUUCCAAGGUGCCCGCAUUCCACGACCGAAUGCAGAGUCUGGAUGAGCCGUGGACUGAAGAGGAGGGGGACGGCUCAGACCACCCGUACUACAACAACAUCCCGAGCAAGACACCUCCUCCAGGGGGCUUCGUGGAUGUGCGGCUGCAGGCCAGACCCCAUGCCCCCGACACAGCCCAGUUUGCAGGAAAAGAGCAAACUUACUACCAGGGGAGACACUUAGGAGACCCAUUUGGCGAGGACUGGCAGCAAACACCUGUCAGGCAAGGGUCCCUGGAUAUCUACGGCAUGCCGGAGGGGAAAGCGCACACGGCCCCCGGAGAAGCCCCCACGUACGUGAACGCCCAGCACCUCCCGCCUCAGGCCACGCCGGCGUCGGGCAGCAGCGCAGAAAGCAGCCCGCGGAAGGACCUCUUCGACAUGAAACCUUUUGAAGAUGCUCUCAGGAACCAGUCCUUGGGGCCUGUGCUGAGCAAAGCGGCCUCCGUGGAGUGCAUCAGCCCCGUCACCCCCAGAGCCCCAGACGCCAAGAUGCUGGAGGAGCUGGAAGGGGAGCCUUGGUACCAAGGGGAGAUGAGCCGGAAGGAGGCCGAAGGGCUGCUGAAGAACGAUGGGGACUUCCUGGUCCGGAAAAGCGCCACCAACCCAGGCUCCUUCGUCCUCACAGGAAUGCACAAUGGCCAGGCCAAGCACCUGCUGCUCGUGGACCCGGAAGGCACGAUCCGGACAAAGGACAAGGUCUUCGACAGCAUCAGCCACCUCAUCAACCACCACCUGGAGAACAGCCUGCCCAUUGUCUCCGCAGGAAGCGAGCUCUGCCUCCAGCAGCCGGUGGAGAAGGCUCCGUGACCGGCCAGCCACCCUGUCCUGACCCCACACCGAUGGUCAGGAGUCCUGGCUCUUCCCGGAAGAUGGAUAUGAAGGCUCUGGAAACUCAGGCCGCUGCCCGCGGGCUCAGAGCCUCAUCCAAAUGCCCCAGGAGGAAAGUGUCCGUCAAGUGCAAGUUUCAUAAACUUGUUCUGAUUUUCUCAUGUGCAUAUUAAAGGUGUACAUACCUA